ACUUUGUGAUACAGGUAUUACCCCUUGAUUGGGCUGCUCGAUGCGCCCGCUCCAUGUUGACUCGGCAUCCGUUUCGUCCGUCUUUGAAGAUCCACUAAACCUGUGUGCCUUCGGAGCGCGGCGGAUGUUGUUUCGGGUUAUGAACCAGCCCUAGGUUUUACGGAGAUCGAGGAAUGAUUUGGAAAUUCCACCAUUUCCUUUCAUUCUGACACCUACAACUGCGACAGCUACCUAGCGACACGAACUUCAUGGCUAGACGCUCAUCGCUUACCGUCCUUUUAUCGUAAUUUCUUCCUCUCGCCUGCACUCCUUUAUACCCAACAAAAUGACCGAUACAUACGAGAUCAGUAUCUUCGACUCGUCGGAUGACGAUAUCAGCCUGGCUGCUGCCGAAGAAGUCGGACUUUUAGCCUCACAGCAAUCACAUCGACGAACAUCCUCUAUAGACCAUUUUGUGACGUAUACGAGACGGACGGUUAGCGAUCUCUUGUCCGAUCUGGAUUUUAUUCACAAUGCGCUCAGUAUUGCUCUGUUGGCGGUAUUGUGGCAUAUGUUCUCGUUGGCUAUUUCAGUCUACAACAAAUGGAUGUUCUCCGGCGACAUCAUCUCCUUCCCUUUCCCCUUAUUCAUGACCAGCCUCCAUCAAGCCGUCCAGUUCUGCCUCUCCGCUCUGUUCCUCUAUCUCGUUCCUUCGCUCCGCCCUCAACGCAACAACACCAAUAACUCGACUCUCCCUUCGCCUGCCGUACUGCCAGGUGCCGAUCUGCAGAAAGGCGGCAGCAUGUCGAUCAAGCGAUUAUAUCUCAUCCACUUAAUUCCCGGCGGUGUCGCGACAGCUCUGGAUAUGGGAUUGGGGAAUAUGUCGUUGCGAUUUUCGUCGUUGACGUUUAUGACGGCGUGUAAAUCGUCAACACUAGUUUUUAUCCUGCUGUUCGCAUUCUUGUUCGGUCUCGAACGACCCUCAGCAAGAUUGGCGCUUAUUAUCGCUGUCAUGACGGCCGGCGAAGUCAUGAUGGUUCUGGGCGAAGUGACGUUUAGUCUACCAGGAUUCGCACUCGUGACAGGAUCCGCAUUCUUCUCAGGAUUUAGAUGGGCUCUGUCGCAGCUAUUGAUCCUCAAACACCCCGCUACAUCCAACCCGGUGUCGAUGCUAUUCCAUCUCAGUCCCGUGGUAUUCAUCACACUCAUCGGGAUAUCUAUCUCCGUCGAAGAUCCAAACGAAAUCAUUGACGCGCUGUAUGCGCUGUCUGAAACGUGCGGAAGCAGCGCAACUGCCAUUUCGCUGCUCCUGCUUCCAGGCUGUCUGGCGUUUUGUAUGGUUCUGUCGCAAUUUGCGCUACUACAACGAUCGUCGGUCGUCACCCUGAGUGUCUGCGGAAUCCUCAAGGAAGUAGUGAUAAUCGGUGUUGCGGGUAUGGUGUUUGGAGACAAAUUGACCAGUGUUAAUAUAUGUGGUGUGGUUGCUAUUAUGGCCAGUGUGAUUGCGUACAAUUAUAUGAAGAUCAAGGCUGCUAGGAAGCCGGUGAGAGAGAAGUGGGUUGGAGAGAAAUAUUCCUAAAAAUUAUACCCGUCAUAUACGAAUAUAUUUCAUGCAUUUC
This is a messenger RNA of Talaromyces stipitatus ATCC 10500, 1598 nucleotides long. RefSeq lists its product as hypothetical. Lineage: Eukaryota; Fungi; Ascomycota; Eurotiomycetes; Eurotiales; Trichocomaceae. Gene Ontology annotation, biological process: UDP-glucose transmembrane transport. The record is from RefSeq and is a predicted model, not a curated record. Gene Ontology annotation, molecular function: antiporter activity. Gene Ontology annotation, cellular component: cis-Golgi network; Golgi apparatus; endoplasmic reticulum-Golgi intermediate compartment. The transcript has 3 exons. The coding region runs from base 326 to 1558 and encodes 410 amino acids.